UAUCUGAUAGGUUGCAUAGCUCUUAAAGAAACGUCCAGGAAAUUACUCGAAAUUACUCAAAUAAUUAUUAGUAGUUGUAGUAGUAGUACUAAUAGUAGUAGCAGUAGUAGUACUAGUAGUAGUAGUACCACUAGUUUUUGAAGCAGUUGUAGUAGUAACGGUGUAUGCAAUGGCGAUAUGCAGCAAAUCUCCAUUAGUUGGCAGCAAAGCAGCAUAUGUGAUUAAGCGCAGAGGAAGACAGUGUCAGCUGAUGAGUGUAGUUCUUCUUUUGUUUGCUCCAGUCAAUGACUCGGUCUGGAUUUCAGCCCAUUUCUGGCUAAGCGGUGUUUAUCCGCUCUUUUACCCGACAGGUGGCGAUAGUCCGGCUAUCACUAACAGGUCGAUCACAUGAGCUGACGGCUGGAUGCUCCUCUACGACCUGGGUUCAACGCAGGCGACUACAUUGUAGGUAAGAGUGUGUCCAGACUAAAGAGAUGGCUCUGCUAAUGGAGCACCAGUUCAGACAGCUGCCAGCUGACAGACAGGUGGAAACAAGACCGUUUCUGGAGGCUGUGUCAUACCUUCCACCAUUCUUUGACUGCCUUGGAUCCACCAUUUUUGCUCCAAUCAAAGCUGACAUAACUGGUAACAUCACAAAAAUCAAAGCAGUUUAUGAUACCAAUCCGGGACGGUUCAAGACACUCCAGCAGAUUUUGGAGGCUGAGAAGGAAAUGCACGGAGGAGAAUGGCCCAAAGUUGGAGCAACCCUGGCACUUAUGUGGCUAAAGAGGGCUCUAAAAUUUAUCCAAGUGUUCCUUCAGAGCCUGGUGGACGGUGAGAAGGAUGACAACAACCCGAACCUCAUUCGAGUCAAUGUCACCAAAGCCUAUGAAAUAGCCCUAAAAAAGUAUCAUGGCUGGUUUGUGCAACAGCUCUUCAAGGCAGCUCUUUACGCUGCUCCGUAUAGGUCAGAUUUCCUGAAGGCCCUCUCCAAAGGUCGGGAGGUCAAGGACGAGGAAGCCUUGGAAAAAAUCAGAAAAUUCCUCGUCAACUUCACCGCCACCGUUGAUGCUAUUUAUGACAUAUAUAGUAAGAUGAAUGCAGAGCUCGACUACACAGUGUGACUGCUGAGUAACCCGCUUAGUUUACAAAGUCAUUCAGACUGUGCAGUCUGCACGUUCGUUUCUACAGGUCAUCUCACAGCUCACUGGGGGAGUCCAUUUAUAACACAUCAGCUAUGUUCUUUCAUUCUUCUGUGUGCCUUUUUCCUCACUUUGGGGGCAAGAUUUCCAAAGCAGCUACAGAUUCUUUGUACUCUGUUCGAAAAGCCAUUUCUCUUUAUAGGAAGAAAACACAACAUUCGUAUUUAAAUGCACGAAAAUAAUAUUGAGAAGCAAAGUGCAACUUGAACCAGCGAUGAGUCCGUCCAGCUGUUUGUGUGUGUUGUGUGUGUUGUGAUGUUCUACGUCACGAGCUAAGAAACAAGGCCGGUGUGUGCAUUUCUUAAUCAGUUUAUUUUCCAGUCAUGAUGAGGUUGUCCCAGGACAUUUAAGCAAUAGUGACUGUACGGAUCAUAAUGCAUAUGAAGUAUUUGGUGGUGAGUAAUACACAGUCAAUCAAAAUUCAAAACACGUUACAAGUACAUCACAGAAGAAAGGCGUGUUUUAUCACAUCCAACAGUUGCUGUAUUUUAUAGACAGACAUAAUGUCUGUGGAUUUGAUUGUGAUGUUUAAUUUAGAUUUUUUUGAUCGUUAUUUACACUGUGCUGCAGGCAGUUAAUUAUUACCUACACUUCAAAUUAUACAAAACAUAGUUUAACCAGGACCAUGACUCACAGUAUUUCUUUCAUCACAUGUUGUAUAGUUUUGUUUGUGGAAUUUUUUUUUUAAUUAUUAAAAAUGUGAACGUCUCAAAUACUGCACACCUCUUUGUGCCUUAAACUGGAAUUACCACUUAUUUAAGUGGCCGUAUCAGUUUUUCCCGCCUUUAAUUCCCACAUUUCAGUUUUCAUACGUCACCUUGUAGGCGGGCAACGAAAAAGUUACCGCCUUAUGACAUGCUGUAACUGUCUGCUGUGCAGGAUGUCUGCCUCUGUGCUGCCUUUCCAAAGUAUUGCUACACCAGAGUAUUUGUCAGUCCACUCGACUCUCAGGUGCUUACAUAAUAAUUAACGUGCAUUCUCACCAUGAGGAAAAGCUUUUGAUGACUCCAGGCGGGAUAAGGUUGCAUCCUGCGUCUUCUGGUAUAUUGUUGCAGUGUUGUGUACAGUGCAAAAUAACUCAUCUUUUAUUUUCAGUGAUUGUAGUAAAGAUAAUAAUAAAUAUGCAUUCAGCUGUUAAA
Mugil cephalus (flathead mullet) is the source of this 2320-nucleotide messenger RNA. RefSeq names its product glycolipid transfer protein a (gene gltpa). The record is from RefSeq and is a predicted model, not a curated record. Lineage: Eukaryota; Metazoa; Chordata; Actinopteri; Mugiliformes; Mugilidae. The transcript has 6 exons. Gene Ontology annotation, molecular function: ceramide 1-phosphate binding; ceramide 1-phosphate transfer activity. Gene Ontology annotation, cellular component: membrane; cytosol; cytoplasm. Gene Ontology annotation, biological process: intermembrane lipid transfer; ceramide transport. The coding region runs from base 474 to 1103 and encodes 209 amino acids.